Messenger RNA from Drosophila simulans, 1279 nucleotides. RefSeq names its product leucine-rich repeat-containing protein 56. Gene Ontology annotation, molecular function: protein binding. The transcript has 2 exons. The coding region runs from base 67 to 1272 and encodes 401 amino acids. Lineage: Eukaryota; Metazoa; Arthropoda; Insecta; Diptera; Drosophilidae. The record is from RefSeq and is a predicted model, not a curated record.
CAAUAAAGACAGACAAAAUACAGCAGGCCACUGAAGAGGUAGGUAUUGCACUGAGGAAUACUAAUAAUGCCACUGCUGGAGGCACCUGCGGACUACCUGGAGUCCUCUCCGGAUCACUCGCUCCAGGCGGAACUGCCCAUCCUUCUGGCACCGCCGGGUCCGGCCGCCUUGGCCCAGGUCCGGAUGCCUCCGCCCGAGGUGCGGCUCAAUCAGCAGAAUCCCGCCCAGCAGCAGCAGCGGAUGCAGUUCAACCGGCGCCAACUGGGUCGCCGGAACUCCUUCGAUCGGGAUGUGGCCAUUGCCGAGGAGGAACAACAUCUUCCGGCCUUCGUCCACCUGCUGCCCGUGGUGCUGCCGCAACAGGGUCCGGAACCGACACUGGACGAGCUACUGCGCCGAGUGACGCAACGCACGGAUCUGGAGGCGGUGGAGCAAGUGCGCCUGCGCGUGAUCUCCUACACAGUCAGCCUGUCCCGCCUGUCGCUCUUCCUGCCGCGCCUCCAAUCCCUCGACCUGAGUGGCAGUGUGCUGAGCUCCCUGCGCGACCUGGGUUACGGACUCCUCCAGCUAACCAGGCUGGACAUCAGCAACUGCGGCCUGAAUAGCUUCGACGGCACCAGUGGAUUGCCGGCCAUCCGGGUGCUAAUCGCUGAUGGAAACAUGAUCCAGCGGGUGGAUCCGCUAGCCGAACUGGUCCACCUGCGCGUUCUCAAGGCAAGGAACAACCGGAUCAGUGAGCUGGGGCUGCUCUCCUUCCUGGGAAUGUGCCCGCAGCUGCAGGAGGUGGAGUUGCAGGGCAAUCCCGUGUGUCGUUUGCCGCUCUACCGCUCGCUCCUGGCGCGCAGUGUGCCCACGCUGCAACUGUUGGAUGGACGGGUGUUGAACGGUGAGCCUGCUCCUGUGGAGAUGGAGGAGGCCACAUCCCCGGCAUCAAGUGAUCUGGAGUCUGGCUCCGAGACGACUGCACAACGGCCGAACACGGCACCUGCUCCGGAACCCGUUCCUAUCGCCCUAAAUGCCGCCAUCCGGCGCCAAGUCUCGGCCAGCUCCGCCUCCACUCCAGUGGCAGGAUCGGUUUUGGGCCUAGUGCGCCAGCGGCGGAGGCGCAGUGGCCACGCCUGGGUCAGUUCCUCCUCCUCCAGCGGAUCGUCUUCCGCCUCCUCGGCCCGAUCCACCCGGGCGCCAUCCAUGAGCUCCUGUUCGUCCAACAGCAGCCUCGACGUCCAAUCAUCGUCCCAUUAUGUCUUCAGCACACAGUCCACGCUGGAAUAGACCACAC